UCCAGUCAGGAGUGAGGACAGGUACUCCAAGAGGAGAGUUUCGGAGGCGGAAACCUGCUGAUUCAGUGGAAGAAUAAAAGUGUCAAUUCGUUUGUAAUAUUCUUAAGAAUUGCAUUAGAAGAGUAGAGUAGAGAGGUUUUAGACGAGAGCAACCGGAGAAACAUUAAAGAUGCAAGGAGGUGGGAGAUGCAACGCGGCAAGACACCUGCUAGUGCGUAAUAUGGAUACUGCUGCUCCGGUCUCUUGAGGGACCGCUGUCACUACUCCACCACUGAAGAAGACACUGACCUGGUCCGUGGAUUUACAUCCCAGAACAAGCAAGAGUGUGACAUUUACACUUUGCUCCGGGUCGUUUUGAGUGUCCACACACUGCACCACAGUAGCUCAGUGCCCUCCCUGCAGUCAAAGAUGACAGAGAGGACCCCGUGGUGGAAGGCCUUCCUGCCAAAGAAGAAGAGCGGAGGCUCCAAGGACACCAGUUCAUCCAACACCUUUGACGUGGACUUUGACCCUUUUGCACAAAAUGAGAGGCAAAAAGACCCCGCGGCCUCCCAGACCGGCGGCGACCUGUCCCCGUCUCCUCAAGAUUCCAGCAAGAGCUCCAGCAUCCUCAGGGAUGACACCUAUGACGACUCCCACCUGGAGUCUGUCUUCAACGAGCAGACGUGUCGCAGGAACAUGAAGGUGUCACGCUCAGGUCGAUUCAAGGAGAAGCGGAGAGUGCGCUCCAGCCUUCCUUUACAGGAGACAGAGACUGUGGCUUCAGGGAGGGAGGACAUGCGUUGACGGUGAGGAGGAGGAGACGAUCAAAGACUGCUUUGUCUUGACAGAUGCUUGAGGACAAGGAGAGGGAUUUGAGCUCAUGAAGCUGCUUCGUUCUCUUGAGAGAGACCAAGAGGUCUGCUGUGUGUUGGUGAAGAUGGUGGUGAUGAAGAUGACAAGGUGCAUUCAACUUUUAGCCCAAUGUUGGAAACUUUUGCCAGAAGGCCACAGACACAAUGAUAAAUGAUCUGAAAUGGAUUAUAUUUUUUUCUGCAGGAUGGUUACCGAACCAUUUUGCCAACAAUAUCCCAUAAUCAAAGCUCAAAGAGAUAUAUUAUAUUGCUGUAAACACGUAAGAGUCUUACAGUGUCCUUGUUUCAGUCAAGGACUGUGCCUUCAAUUGGACAACUCAUAAAAUUACCCACAACCUGUUUAAGAAAAAAAAAUGUUUUUUUGUGAUAUGCUUCUGGAAAACAUAAGAUGUGUACAUUAUUUCUAUAAUAAUGAUAUUAAAUGUUUGAUAAUGAAGGAUAUGUAUAAGGCUCCUUAUACAAAACAUUGUUGAUUCUAAAGUGUAAGGUGUAAAAUGAUUUCAUAGUUAUGUGUGAAAAGAAAUCGGUUAGCGGAAGAAAUUCAUUGUGAGCAGCUUUUAGUCAAAUGCACAACACUUGACAGGAAAAUGCAUAAACUACUUUUAAUGAAGGAUGACAUCCAACAUGUGUUAUGACAUGUUGGGUCCAGCUGAAGUAAGAAGCUACAUUAUAUUGUGAUAUCAGCUGAAUGAGAUAUGGCCAUGUAACUAAAGAAGUGUGAUCCAGAUGUAGUUUUAUUUGCAGGACUGCUGUAUUUCAGACCACCUGUGAAUACUUAAAUGAAGGAAAAAUAUGAUGAAUAAAGAUGAUA
Cyclopterus lumpus (lumpfish) is the source of this 1665-nucleotide messenger RNA. RefSeq names its product proline-rich protein 15-like protein. The transcript is spliced from 2 exons. NCBI's taxonomy places the organism in Eukaryota, Metazoa, Chordata, Actinopteri, Perciformes, Cyclopteridae. Bases 409 to 786 code for a protein of 125 amino acids. The record is from RefSeq and is a predicted model, not a curated record.